GGGGAGGGAAAGCAACCGGGUAGCGCCUGUCCGCCCGGUUCCAAAGCCAAGAACAGAACAGAGCGCUCCCUCCUCAAACCCCCCACCACCACCGGGACAGAGAGAGAGGCCACGAGGAGGAGAUAAAGGGGAAAUCAUGGAGGCGAUUUGCUGUGGAGAUUCGGGUGCGUGAUCUGGUCGGAUCCUGCUUUCCCGGGAAGAGGCCGUGGCGGUGGUGCCGGUGAUGUGGUCUGUGGUGGGUGCUGCCAUGGUGUGGUGUGAGUGAAUGAUGUCCUCCGCCCCCGCCUAUAUCCUCCCCGUAGCCCCCCCUCCCUGCCCCGAGAUGCCGCAUCUGCCCUCUCCCCUCCACCUCUCCAAUCCAAGCCUCCCUCCGGCGGCGGCGACGGCGGAGAGACCGGCGAGAUCCUACUCUGUCUCUGUCUGAGCGCGAGGAGAGGCAGAAAGAUUGGGAGGGCCUCCGUGCGGAUAGGCUCGGUUCCUCUGGUUCUUGCUCCGCCUACGAGCCAUGACGGUGGUCGACGCCGAGGCCCGGUUCCACGUCCUGGCGGUGGACGACAGCGUCAUCGACCGGAAGCUCAUCGAGAUGCUGCUCAGGACCUCCUCCUACCAAGUCACCAUGGUGGACUCCGGGAGCAAGGCGCUGGAGGUCCUGGGACUGAGAGAAGAGGGCGACGACGACUCCUCAUCCCCUUCCUCCUCCGCCCCUGACCACCAUCAGGAGGUGGGCGUGAAUUUGAUCAUCACAGACUACUGCAUGCCUGGCAUGACAGGAUACGAUCUGCUGAGGAGGGUCAAGGGGUCAUCUUCAUUGAAGGACAUUCCAGUGGUGAUCAUGUCGUCUGAGAAUGUGCCUGCCAGGAUCAGCAGGUCAGCCAGCACCAUAACCUCCCUCCCUCCAUGAAUGCUCUGCUCUGCUCUGCCCCUACUUUUUACUAGUACCAGUAGCUCAUGAAAUCGGCGUGUUGUAGUAAAUGGGAAUGAUUUGGUUUUCACUGUUCCGGCGUCUGCCUGCCUGCAUCUGGUUUUGUUUUAACAGUGCAGUACAUGGUCCUCUUAUGUACUGUGUGAUGAGAUGGGGGUCGGAGUAGGGGGGCUGUGGUGGGGAGCAGAAGGAAUAUCUUGCCAUCAUAGAGCAGCAGUUCUUGCUUAAAGGAGGAGUAGUUAAAUACCGAAGAAGAUGAUUUGAUCAUUUUGUUUCCAAGGAAGAACGCUGACAGAAAGAAUCAUAUAUUGAACCUUAGAAUAGCAGACAUUCAGAUCAACUCUGUAGUCCGCAGUGUAGCUCGGCUAGCAGUUUACACGACAAUAAAAGAACAUGUAAAGUAAGAGGAUAAAUAAAUACUUCUCCAGCAGUA
Molecule: messenger RNA, 1355 nt
Organism: Triticum urartu
Lineage: Eukaryota; Viridiplantae; Streptophyta; Magnoliopsida; Poales; Poaceae
Source: RefSeq, a predicted model, not a curated record